UGUCUGUCAGCGGCUCGAGGCUCAGAUUUUCCUCCGCAGCUUCACUUCACUCUCAUUCACAGCAGACUGUCCCAACCAGCCAGCACUGUAAACGCACAUCAUGGCAGAGCAGGAACCCACACCAGAGGAGCUGGCAGCGAUUGCAGCAGCCAAUGAAGAGAGUGACUCUGUAGUCAACUACAAACCUCCCGCCCAGAAGAGCUUACAGGAGAUCCAGGAGCUGGACAAAGAUGACGAAAGUCUGCGCAAGUACAAGGAGGCGCUGCUGGGCAAUGCUUCUGCUGUUACUGCAGAUCCCAGCGUCCCCAACGUCCAGGUGACACGAAUGACUCUGCUAUGUGAGACGGCGCCACAACCUCUGGUCCUUGACCUGCAGGGAGAUCUGGAGAACUUCAAGAAGAACCCAUUUGUGCUGAAGGAGGGAGUUGAAUACAGAAUAAAGAUUAACUUCAAGGUCAACAAAGAGAUUGUGUCGGGCCUGAAGUACAGUCAGCAAUCAUUCAGGAAAGGAGUUAAAGUUGACAAGUCUGACUACAUGGUUGGUAGCUACGGCCCCAGACCAAACGAGGAAUACGAGUUCCUCACCACCAUGGAGGAAUCGCCCAAAGGGAUGCUGGCCCGCGGCACCUACAACAUCAAGUCCAAGUUCACCGAUGACGACAAACACGACCACCUCUCCUGGGAGUGGAGCCUCACUAUCAAGAAAGACUGGAAAGACUGAUUCACCGCUCGCUCGCUCAUUCCAUUAACGUCUUCCUCUGCUUUGUCCCACUUCUUGUUCUCGCUGUCAUUCCGUGAUUUCUCUCUGGAUCAUGUGUUGUUUUAGGCUUUUGCUCUCUCCGUCCAUCAGCCCCCUGCUCUUGCAGUUUCAUUUUCUCUUUCCAAAUUCCAAUCAUGGCAUCAUUCCUCCUUUAAUUCGUUCACACCCACAGUUCUGAUAAGUAUUAUAUCCUAAAAAAAAAUGGAGAAAGCAAACAGUGUCCACAAUCCAGAUUUUCUGGUGCUGGUUUGUUUAUAAAAGAAAAAAUGAGAAAAAAAAUAGUAUCUGUGAACUUGUCUUGAAAAAGCGAUGUGAUUUCCUAUUCCCCACGCCACUCUCUUUUCUUCCUCCCUUUUCAUUCCUCUUGAUUUUUCAGAUUGUUUUGUACAAUUACCAUAAUCUGCCUUGGAAAGCAUUGUGCAGGAAGCAGUAAUGCUGCAUGCACACGGUCGCUGUAGGGUCAUUGAGCAAUCUUUGCUGGACACAACUCUUGGACGCAGCCCUCCUAAAGCCUUUGAGCAGAUUAUUUGUACUUGGGUUGUGUUAAAUUAUUUGGAAUUCAGGCCACCUCUUUUUUUUCAAAUAGUUUAGCACCCUGCAGACUCUGCUGAGAGAAAAGGGGAAACCAUUACCUCUAAGCCUUUGCGACCCCUUGAUUUAGUUGUGGCUGUUCCCGUCCUGAUCAGGGUAUUUUAACAGUUUUAUUUCUAGCAGCCAUGUGGCCUUAAUAACAACCAUUAGAAAGAAAGAACCUAGUUGAGCCAUUUGCCUUCACAAUAAAUUCUAUAUUUGCCAGACCAUCAUGUGAGCCUGUUUAACAAAACUUGUAAUACCUGGACAAGGAAUCAGGACUAAGGACUUAUUCCUUAUGUCUUUAUUUCAGCUUUGAUGAUUUGUAAAAGCCAUGACAUCAGCUCCACUUGUAAACACCUUCUUCAUUUUGUUGUCUUAAAAUCUAUUAAAUUACCUUUCAACAUCAUUCACAACAACUUGAAAUAUGAGAAUCCAGGUUGUACUUAUGGUUUUCUACCACCAAAUGUGUCCUCUCUUGUCCAUGAGGACAUAUUUUUCAGUGUGUCUGAGGUGUUUCCUCAGCUCAUUGACCUGAUCACAGGAACUGUUAAAGUGAUCCCCUUGUAUUACUCUAAGUUAAAGAUUAGCACUGCUGACUGUGCCUCCACUCUUACAACCACAUGCUGCUUCUGCUGACUCUCCGGCGCUCUGUGCUCAACAUCGCUGAGGUGAAAUUUUGUCUGUAAUUGACUUUUGAACCAGUACAGAGACAGUCCUCAACCAGACAACGAUGGUUAACACAUCCUGCCAUGGUAAAGUGUUUUAUCUCUUGUCUUUUUUUUUAUACACUCCAUAAGUAUGUGAAUAAUGUCUGUCUGUUUGGCUUCAUUCAACUCUCGUGUCAUGGACUGAUGUUUUUCUCUGUGGCUUGGUGAGACUCGAUGUGUGCUACCUGUAUCAGUUUACUGAGCUCCUGUGUUCACAUUAAAGUGUUCAGAUUGGGAAAA
Amphiprion ocellaris (clown anemonefish) is the source of this 2280-nucleotide messenger RNA. It is a transcript of the gene arhgdia, whose product is annotated as Rho GDP dissociation inhibitor (GDI) alpha. Gene Ontology annotation, biological process: Rho protein signal transduction. Gene Ontology annotation, molecular function: Rho GDP-dissociation inhibitor activity; protein binding. The coding region runs from base 101 to 721 and encodes 206 amino acids. The record is from RefSeq and is a predicted model, not a curated record. Gene Ontology annotation, cellular component: membrane; cytoplasm; cytosol. Lineage: Eukaryota; Metazoa; Chordata; Actinopteri; Pomacentridae. The transcript has 6 exons.